CACUUUAAAAAGUGGCCUCUGAGAUCUAAUAUUAUUGGGAGACAAAUUUAUGAUGGAUGCUUUUUCUUGGAAGAGAAGUAGACCCAGUAGAAUUUGGGGCUUUUGUAUUCUUUUAUUGAGUGGAAAAUAAAAGUCCAAAACAUUGCAGACGAAGGUAGAAAAAGUAUGGAAAAAGUGUGCAUGAAAGCAGGCAUGGAAUCAAAUUUGUAAGCACAUAGACAAGAUAUUUAUGGACGCCUGCUUAUCCAAUCGGAUAUAUAUGGCUGCAUAUGCGUAAGCAUUUACAGCUAGCAACAAACUACAAAUAAAUUUAAGAGCCCUUGGAAACCCCAACAGCUUUUAUUUUUAAAUAAGGAUUCCGUUUUUAUACACCUAGGUGGUUUGGUAAAUUUUGAAGGCUUUUGAAUGGCCAAAGUAUUUUAGUAUUUUCCCUUCUGAGAUUUUGAAGGAGACCCACCUGAAAACUGGUAUGCUGUGUCUCUGGAUACAGUUGGGUGCUGUAGUAACUAUGUGGGGAUUUUAAGUGACAAACUAAAACUUUUUAUUUUCUGAAAACCCACCUUAAAUUUUAGGCCUUGGAGGCAUUUGAUGUGCUUGUUUGGUUGUCUGAUAAAUUUAAGGCUCUCAGAAGGGAAGCUGUUUUCAUUUUUCUUUUCCUGAAGAUGUUUUUUGGGGAAUAUCCAACUGGAAAAUUGGGGCUUUCAGAGCUUUUCUGUGUUUGGUAAUACAGCAGGGUGCUCAAAGCUUCUGAAGGACAAACUACUAACUUCCCUGGGGGUUUUCUGGAAGACCCACCUCAAAAUUUGACGUCCUUAAAGAGGCAUUGUUGUGUUUUUUGAUACAGUUGGGUACUGUGAGAAGUUUAAGGCCUGUUGAAAGGCCAGAAUGCUAGUUAUCUGAUUUUUCUUUUUGUUUGGAAAAACCAAUCUGAAAUUCCGAGGUUUUCAGAGAAAAGUACUGUUUUUGUUGAUAAUGUUAGGUGCUCUGAUACAUUAAAGGGCAUUUGCAAGUUGAAACUGGUAACUUUUCUGAAGUUUUUGGGAAGACCCAGUCUAGAAGGGAGCGCUUUGAAGUUAAAACUGUGAAGGAAUUCUGAGUAUUGAAGGGCCGGUAGAUUAGGUGAUUCUGUAAUAGUUUUGACGUGGGUUUGUGGGCAAGGGUCUUUGGGGAUUAAAUAAUCCGGCGUUGCCCUUCUUGCGGUUAUUUAUUAUAUCUGAUAGUCAUUUCGAGACAUGAAAUGGCAUUGUGUAGAACAUAUUGACUUAAUACUUAGACAUUAGAUACGUUAGGCCAGCCUCUGGAUUCCAGACCUCUGGGUGCCAGGAAAAUGGCAGAUCAUCUGGUUUUGUAUGUCGACCGUUUGAUAACUCCUACCUUGGAGCCUGUAAAUGAAGUCAAUGUCACAAUGCCGCCUAGCCAGAUUUUGGGGAAACAAAAUGUGGUAUCUUCCUAUCAAGUUGGAUCAUCUAAGAAAAUUGAUGAAGAGGGAGGCGAAUUUGUAGAAUGCAGGAUUUGCCAGGAGGAGGAUGUGGACAAAAGUAUGGAGAUACCCUGUGCCUGCACUGGCAGUAUGAAGUAUGCUCAUCGAAAAUGUGUGCAACGGUGGUGCAAUGAGAAAGGUGAUAUUACUUGUGAGAUUUGCCAACAGACAUACAAGCCCGGUUAUACAGCUCCUGCACCGGCUCAUUCUAAUGGCAUUCCCAUUGAUCUCAGUGAACACUGGGGAGCUCAGUUAAACCUGAAUGACCCGCGAUUUCUAGCCAUGGCUGCUGCAGAACGUCACUUUUUGGCAGCUGAGUAUGAUGAAUAUGCAGCAGCCAAUGCAAGUGGUGCUGGUUGUUGCCGUUCUGCAGCUUUGAUUUUUAUGGCACUUUUGCUUUUACGCCAUGCCCUUGCCAUAACCAGUGCUGGAGGAGAAGAGGAUGUCUCAACAUUCUUCACUCUUUUCCUUUUGAGAGCUGCAGGCUUCCUUCUGCCAUGCUACAUCAUGGCACGGGCAAUGAAUAUACUACAGCGCAGGAGACAGAGACAGGAGGCGGCAACAACUGCAGCUGAAGUGGCUUUUCUUUUGCAAGCAGGGCGGGCUCGAGGAUUGAGGUUUGCUGCUGCAGCAGCAGCAGCAGCUUCUGGAUCCCCACAUGGCCAUUAGUGAACUCAAAACUGAGAAGUCCAGGAACAACCAUGCCGAAUGCAAAAUAGUGUUUGCAGUUUAUUUGUCUUUGGAACAAUAAUUCCAAGCUUUGAUGAAAUGAGCCCCACAAAAAGUAUUGUCUGCUCACAGUUGAAAAAAAAAUAUCAUUUUUUGUGAAGUCUAUGAUGUCUGGCGGCUGAAUCCAGAGAUCCUUAUCAAUAGGAAAAGUGUUACCAUUGCAGGCUUUGGCUAGCAAUGAGUGAAUGUGUUCAUUUCCUCUACCAAUAUUGCAUCAACUCAAUGUGAAAGGUCAUCAUCAAAUUCUAAAGAAGAACUAACAUUGUUUUCUUUGUAAAUAUCUUGGCUUUAUAGCUAUUUUGGCAAUUUCCAUUGUGUGCAUCCAAUCAAUUUGUUUUGAAAGAUGCAGGCUGCUUAUAACCAAAACCAGUUUCUGUUUUUGUGAUUUAUCGAAUGCUCAAUGUGAAUUAUAUUAUCAAAAUUACACA
This is a messenger RNA of Cryptomeria japonica (Japanese cedar), 2637 nucleotides long. RefSeq lists its product as uncharacterized. Gene Ontology annotation, biological process: protein ubiquitination. Bases 1328 to 2149 code for a protein of 273 amino acids. The record is from RefSeq and is a predicted model, not a curated record. The transcript is spliced from 7 exons. Gene Ontology annotation, molecular function: zinc ion binding; ubiquitin-protein transferase activity. Lineage: Eukaryota; Viridiplantae; Streptophyta; Pinopsida; Cupressales; Cupressaceae. Gene Ontology annotation, cellular component: membrane.